AUGGAAGCGCACAACCGUGGACGGACGGUCAGCAAUGUGGGCGGCUUUCAAAGCAGUCACAUAGCUGUUUCACAGCAUCCCAUCCUCUCCGAGCUUAUUUCGCUGGUGCAGGCUCCUUUUGCAGGAUACGUGUACAAGACACGACGAGCUCAGUCGCCGCCAGGGCUUUCUGCCUCGGACCUGUACGUGAGCUGCCAGCCGGAGCAUCUCUGGGUCAACGUCAAUAGGCCGGAUCACCACAACCAGCUACAUGAUCAUGGCCCAGCUCUGCUGUCACGUGCCGCAUCAUGCAUCUACUACCCAUACCAGGAAUCAACUACAGCUCCAACGGCCAGGGUGCGAUUUUACGACGCGGGACGCUGCGUGGAAGCUUCCCCUCACCCUGGCAUGCUUUUGCUCUUUCCAACGAGCUUGCCGCAUGAGGUGGAUCCUGUGUGGCCGGGUGGUAGUCCCCGUUUGUCAGUUGCCUUCAACCUAUUUGUUCGAUGGCUUGACAAGCCAAUCAUGAAUGCAUGCCUGGCUGGAAAUGUCGAGGAAGUGAAGCAAUUGCUAAGCAGUGGCGUAGAUGUAGAUGAGGCGGAGGCAGCUCUUGGCUUCCGGCCUCUUCAUUUGGCAGCAGAAGCUGGCAAUGUGGAUGUAGUGGAUAUGCUGAUUAAGAGCGGUGCCGAUCCUUUUGCUGUCACCAUCGAAGGCUGGUGCGCCCUGGGUUUGGCUGCGGCCCAGGGGCAUAUCAAAGUGGUAAAGCGUGUUGCUGGCUUGCACAAGGCUCCACUCAAUCGGGAGUCUGUCGAGGCAGCCCUGUCUGAAGAUGUGGACCUGCGGCGUGGCUUCGGUGGCCGCCAGGGUGCUUUGGCUGUGGCCGGGGAGCGCGGACACGCCGAAGUGGUACGGUUUCUUGCCGGCGACACUUCUGCUGGACAAGCGUGGCUUGCAAGCCAUGAAAAUAGCACCUCUGCACGACAAACUGAUUGGAAGCCCGGUGACACAUGA
Symbiodinium natans is the source of this 990-nucleotide messenger RNA. Lineage: Eukaryota; Dinophyceae; Suessiales; Symbiodiniaceae. The record is from the annotation of a GenBank genome assembly.